AUGCAACAAAGCUAUACGCUUGACACUUUAUUCUCUGAUCUAGAUGUUACCAUCAAUCAGAAAGGGCACCGACGAACAUUCGAAGAGCUGUUUUCAAUUAAUUUUGUUAAAUAUGAUGCUAGUAGAAUAGCGUCAUUACAGCUUGCAAUCCAUCAGCUCAGCGAGAAGGAUAUCUCGUCAAUAAUAGACAACAACCCCACAGUUAAGAAGAUAUCUUGGCCAGCCUUCGAAAAUUUUCUACUCAAUUAUCUGAUAUGUGUUAGAGAUCUUGAUCCCUGGUCAGUGAUCCGGUCUAUAGAUCUAAUGAUUACUGUUUUCGAAUGCCAAUCCAUUCUCUUUAACCCUAAAACUGCCUUCCAUGACCAAAUCAGCAAACAAGCGAUACCUUACUUUGAAGAGUCCAUGGCUUUAAUGAUUCCAUUGUCCAAGUUCAUUGAUAUUGAGUCUAUGCAUUUGCAUAACCGCAAUUACGACUAUCCAAGGUUGACACACAUUUCUACAAUCUUACUGAAAGCGUUGAAUAAUAUUCGUUCUACGCCAGAUUUGAACGAUAGAAUGAAUGUGGACAAAAUCAAUUUAUUAUUCCAUAUUUCAACCAGUUUAUGCAAUGUGUACUAUAAAAUUGGAUCUCCAAUACUAUGCUCAAAUGUUUUUUCCAAUGUGAAUAUCCUCAAUUUAAAUAGAAGGUAUGUCAGCCUUUCAUCACUUGUAACGUUCCGGUUUAUUAUGGGCAAGUAUUACGCACAUCAAUCUAACUUCAUGGUCUCAUUCCAUCAUUUACGUGCGUGUUUUGAGAGUAUCACAGUCGACAAUUGCCCAAUGACCAAUAUCUUGAUCAUACUAAAAUAUAUUGUUCCAGUAGGACUUAUAGUUGGGAAAGUUGCGGAUAUAAAUCGAAUAAGGGCUAGGUUGUUGAAAAAUGGAGCGCAGAACGAUGAGACCCGUAAGCUAGAUGCAUUGUUGAACAUUUACCAACCGUUGGUAUCCAACUACAAGGUGGGGAACUGCUAUGGUGUUUACAAAACCAUUUUUGACAAUGAGGCAUACUGGAAACACAUCGGAUUGUGGAUUCCGAUGUUGCAGAGACUACGGAUACCGAUUUUCAGAAAUUUGGCUCAUCAGUUAUGGAAAAUGAAUGGGGGAAAUUUGACAUUUGGCAUGCUGAAAACUGGACUUCGUGUGAGCAUGCAGGGGAUGGAAACUUUGGGCACCGCAUACCAGGUGAAGGAAGACAAUUACCUUGAAGUGGAUGAUUUAUUUGUGGACAACGUGUUAGCGAGUAUUGUGUUCAAUGGGUUUUUAAAGAUGAAAAUGAAUGCAGACAGGACUCUCUAUUUCAGUAAGAAUGACAUUUUUCCUGACAUGCAUACUGUGCUUUCUGGUAGGUUUUCCCUCAACCCCCGUGAAGCAUGGUUGGAUAAUUAG
This is a messenger RNA of Pichia membranifaciens NRRL Y-2026, 1425 nucleotides long. RefSeq lists its product as hypothetical. The transcript has a single exon. The record is from RefSeq and is a predicted model, not a curated record. Lineage: Eukaryota; Fungi; Ascomycota; Pichiomycetes; Pichiales; Pichiaceae. Gene Ontology annotation, cellular component: transcription export complex 2. Gene Ontology annotation, biological process: post-transcriptional tethering of RNA polymerase II gene DNA at nuclear periphery; poly(A)+ mRNA export from nucleus; transcription elongation by RNA polymerase II. The coding region runs from base 1 to 1425 and encodes 474 amino acids. Gene Ontology annotation, molecular function: double-stranded DNA binding; RNA binding.